Adineta ricciae is the source of this 1059-nucleotide messenger RNA. NCBI's taxonomy places the organism in Eukaryota, Metazoa, Rotifera, Eurotatoria, Adinetida, Adinetidae. The record is from the annotation of a GenBank genome assembly.
AUGGUGACAUCGAACGUAUACUUAGUAACUGGAGGUGCGGGAUUUGUCGGCAGCCAUCUAGUUCAGCGUUUACUCGAACUUAAUCUCGGACAAGUUAUCCUAUUGGAUAAUUUCAAUGACUAUUAUUCUCCAUUGAUUAAACAACGGAAUGUUGAAUUGAUUCAAACUCGUUUCCCUUCACAUGUACUCGAUCGAAGUUUGAUCGUUAUUCGUGGUAGUAUCAAUGAUGUUGAACUUCUACAAAUGAUUUUCAAUAAAUAUCAAAUUACUCACAUUGCUCAUCUCGCUGUAAGUCUGAAAUUAAUUAAACUAAGUAGAUCUACGAGUGAUGAUUUCCAGGCACUUGCUGGUGUUCGUUCCUCGACUACUCAGACGGGUAAAUAUAUGGAAAUCAAUUACGCUGGUACACAGAAUCUCCUUGAUCUUGCUGUGGCACAUAAAAUUACUCAAUUCGUCUUUGCUUCAACGUCAAGUGUUUACGGUCAAACGGAUAACCUUCCAUUCGUGGAAAGUGACUCCUGUGCACAACCCCUGUCACCUUACGCUGCAACAAAACGCGCCGCAGAGAUAUUAGCACACGUUUACAACAAUAUUCAUGGAUUAAAUGUAACUAUUCUACGUUUAUUCAAUGUAUAUGGACCACGUGGACGACCUGAUAUGAUGCCAUUUAAACUGAUGCGUGCCGCAAUCGAUUCUUCAUGUAUAGUUGAUGUUUUCGAUGACGGAGAGAUCAAACGUGAUUGGACGUACAUCGACGACGUUGUCGAUGGGUUUGUAAAUGCACUAAAGAUACCACUUGGUUAUGAAAUAAUCAAUAUCGGAUGCGGAAAUCCAUUGAAACUGUCGACAUUCAUCGAGUACAUCGAACAUCUAUCAGGUAAACGUAUAUCGAAACGAGCCAUGGAAUCACAUAAAACGGAACCAUCGAUAACUUAUUGUGAUAAUUCCAAAGCACGUGAAUUACUUGGUUUCACUCCGAAGACAACUGUCCGGGAGGGUCUAGAGAAAACUUGGAAUUGGUUUCGCGAAGAAUACGCCAUCGAUGACGAUUCGGAAUGA